Messenger RNA from Engraulis encrasicolus (European anchovy), 2073 nucleotides. Its product is annotated as sodium channel protein type 2 subunit alpha-like. Gene Ontology annotation, cellular component: voltage-gated sodium channel complex; axon; plasma membrane. Gene Ontology annotation, biological process: neuronal action potential; membrane depolarization during action potential; sodium ion transmembrane transport. The record is from RefSeq and is a predicted model, not a curated record. Bases 1 to 2073 code for a protein of 690 amino acids. NCBI's taxonomy places the organism in Eukaryota, Metazoa, Chordata, Actinopteri, Clupeiformes, Engraulidae. Gene Ontology annotation, molecular function: voltage-gated sodium channel activity. The transcript is spliced from 19 exons.
AUGGCCGCCGCCGCCAUGUUGCUGCCAGUCGGCGGGCAGGAGACGCUGCGGCGCUUCACACGGGAGUCCCUGGCUGCCAUCGAGGCCCGCCUCAAUGAGGAGCAGGUCCGGCAAGCCAAGGAGGAUAUGGGUGAUGUUGAGGAGCUGAAGCCGCGUGCUGACCUUGAGGCCGGCAAGACGCUGCCUCGCAUCUUUGGAGACAUCCCGCCCGGCCUGGUGGGCACGCCCCUCGAGGACAUCGACCCCUUCUACAAAAACCAAAAGACCUUCAUCGUACUAAAUCGGGGCAAAGCCAUAUUCCGCUUCAGUGCCACCCCAGCUCUGUAUAUCUUCAGCCCUUUCCAUCUCAUACGAAGGAUCGCCCUCAGGAUACUGGUGCACUCUCUCUUCAGCCUGUUCAUCAUGUGCACCAUUUUGACCAACUGUGUUUUCAUGGCCCAGUCGGACCCUCCCCACUGGAUACAGCACCUCGAGUAUACGUUCACUGGUAUCUACACCUUUGAGUCGGUGAUUAAGAUGUUGGCUCGAGGCUUCUGUGUGGGACCCUUCACCUUCCUCCGGGACCCCUGGAACUGGCUGGACUUCAGCGUUAUCACCAUGGCGUACGUGACGGAGUUUGUGGACCUUGGCAACGUGUCGGCUCUGAGGACCUUUCGAACCAUUGUGGGGGCUCUGAUCCAAUCGGUGAGGAAGCUGGCUGACGUCAUGAUCCUCACCAUGUUCUGUCUCAGUGUCUUUGCACUGAUUGGCCUACAACUCUUCAUGGGCAUGCUGCGUCAGAAGUGUGUGCGCAGCGUGGGCCACUGUGUCAACUCCUCGUACCACGCUGACGAGCCCUUCGACUGCAACAACCGCAGCUGGAGAGACCUGCAGCACUUCAUCACGCACGAGGACUUUGUUGCAGAUAACUUUUAUAAGACGGAGGGGGCCAAAGACGCGCUGAUCUGUGGCUACGGCAACGACGCCGGGAAGUGCCCGGAUGGGUUUGACUGUUUGAAGACGGGCCGAAACCCAAAUUACGGCUACACUAGCUUCGACUCCUUCGGAUGGGCCUUCCUCGCCCUCUUCAGACUCAUGACGCAGGACUACUGGGAGAACCUCUACCACCAGACGCUGCGCUCAGCCGGUAAAACCUACAUGAUCUUCUUCGUGCUGGUGAUCUUCCUGGGGUCGUUCUACCUCAUAAACCUGAUCCUGGCGGUGGUGGCCAUGGCCUACGAGGAACAGAACCAGGCCACCAUCGCCGAGGCCUGGCAGAAAGAGAGGGAGUUCCAGCUGGCGAUGGAGCACAUACGCAGAGAGCAGAGGGUAAGACGCCAUUUUUCUGGCUGCUCGAGCGGCGCGUGCGGCAGCCCAGGAGGCCGAGGCGGCCACAGUUACCAUGGCCCCAGCAACCGCUACCACGGCAACGACAGUCGGGAGCGGGGCAGAUCGGUGGGGGAGGCGGUGUCUUCGCCCUUCACCCCCAAGAGAAGGACCCGCUCACGUUCCUACAGAACUUUGUCUGAGGAGGCGGAGGAUGAGGAGGAGGAGGAGGGCGGCGAGUUUCUGCGUACGCCACGCUUUGACGUCUUCGACGAGCCCAUGCCGGCCCAUCCACUGCUACAGGCCCUUUCAUCACACCCCCUGAGUUCGCGACCCCGGCGCGGAAGCCAAGCCAGUGUCUUCAGUUUCCGCCACCCACCCCUGAGACACCACAGCAGCAGCAGCGACAUGGCCGACUAUUACAAUGACGCUAAUGACGAGAACCAGGCGCUGAGUUUCCUGGGCCGCCGUACCAGCCGCGCCUCCUCUGUGGUUGCCGUGACAGCAGGGGUGUGGCCCAAACAGCAGCAGCGUCGCACAGCUAGCGUCCGCAGCAGAUGCUCACAGGGCUUGCUAGCCACACCCUCUCCGCUGGGCCCACCCAAUGGGCUGCCGAGUCUCACCCUGACGCCGGCCAAUGGGAGGGCCAGCCUGAACCUCAGCCUCAACCUGACGCUGCCAUUGGACAGCCGCAGCAGCUGUGCCCUCUUCCUGGUGCCCACGCCCACCUCCAUGCCCUCCAUGCCCGUCGACUCAGAGCUGACGUGA